This is a messenger RNA of Pocillopora meandrina, 4566 nucleotides long. NCBI's taxonomy places the organism in Eukaryota, Metazoa, Cnidaria, Anthozoa, Scleractinia, Pocilloporidae. The record is from the annotation of a GenBank genome assembly.
GUGGAUACUGUUUUACCUGUAAAUGAGAAAAUUGUGUAUUGUUCGAAGAGGAAGAAGAGAAGAUUUUGUGAUCACUGCGAUCGUCUGGUCUCAAUCAGGACGUUUAAUGCUCACAAGCGAAGGAAGACCGUUGAUGAUGCAAAUAUUUUUGGUACUGAGUCAGUGUGACUUUGAAUGGUUGUUUGUUUUUGUUUGGUCGGCUUUUCAAACUUUGCUUGUCGAUGUUUUAUUCCUUUCAUAUUCAGGAACAACAUCUUAAUCUGUAGCUGUGUCUAAUUUUAUUUUUGAUCGUAGAUUACACAGAUGAAUUGCCAAUUCAGAUUCAAGCGACCUGGAUCUUGACUUUGUGUUAUCAAGCGAUGAAUGUUCCGAAGUUGCAGAAUUUGCCGCCGAAAGUCCAGAACUUCAAGGUAUAUAUUCAAAUAUCUAUUUACACCAAACUUUAAUGUUAUUCACCUUCAGAAUAAACCUUCUUUUAAAGCAAAGUUUGGGUGAGAUUGAAGUUUUGGGGGCUUGGAGUUUAUUGGCUUAUAAAGUGCAUUUUUGUAUUGCAGAUGUUAGCCCGCUCUAGGCUGGGGCUAGAUUUAAUUGCAAAAGACAACUUUUUUUUAUAAAUCAAAAUUCAGCUAGGCAGCUAGGCAGCUAGACCUGGGGGACACAAAAAUGCAGUUGGAUUUGCAUGUUUAUUCAUUGUUUGUGACCUAUAGGCCUCACUUUUAAGCUGAAAUAUAAGAUACUGUUUUACAAAUCAUUGUAAUUCCUCUAAGACAAAAUUUUCCUUACACGUGUUAUAAUUUUGUGUUCACGAGUUACCUUUUUAGCAUUGACAUUUAAGGUAACAGAUAUAUGAAUAGCUGGGAUUGUAAUGCAUAUGUUGUUGCAAGUGUCACUGACAAUAGAGAAUCAUGCAACUUCUUUUUUGAGUAAAAAAGAAGUUAGUUAUUUAUUUUUAUAAGCAAAAAUGCAUUAAAAAAAACACAGUUCUUGUUUUUUUGUUUUGUUUUGUUGUUGCUGGUGACUAAACCCGUAUUCUCACUCUCUUUUGAAGUGACCUAUAUUUCUCUUUAACCAACAGAUACACAUGUUUCUGGAAGUGAUGGCAGUAAUGGGUUGUCAAAUGCUGAGUCAUCUGACAGUUUACAAGUAAGCCAGAUGUUUUAAUUGUCUGACUAAUACAUCAGUAAAUAUCAUCUAGCCUGUCAUUAGCCUUUGCUGCUCAGUGGGUGCUGAGCAUGUGCAAAAUGAAGAGCUGCACUGACAUUUAUUUCAGGUCUAUUCUAUUUGAAAGGAAUUUGAACUGUAUUUGUAAUUAAAUAUUUGUAUUUUAUUUGUAUUCUUUUUUCUCCACUUGACUACAUGAACACAAUAUUUUUAACAAAUAGGUAUUGUCUUUGAAAAGCCCCUUUGGGGAAAGUCACUAAUGGAUGUAUGUAUUUUCCCUCAUUCCUUGUUUAUUAAUAUAAUCCUUAAAUGAAGGAAAAUGCAAAUCAUACUACAUGUAGUGAAAAUCAGUUUGACCUGAAAUUCAUUGCAAUACUCAACCUUACCAUUAUGCAUAGGUCACAUUGAUAGCGGAGCUCACAGAGCGUAGCCCUAUAAUUAUACAAAAUAGUAGUAACCCAUCAAGCCGAAAAUAUUUGGAUGUACAACCGUACGACUGUACAAGGUGCUACUUUUAGCAUGUGCGGCCAACUGUACCGCGGGCAUGCCAAAGCCACGGCUUUGUUCAGUAGUCCAGUGGUCAGUGCACUGGGCUCCGAGUUGAACGACCUGGGUUUUAGUCCUGGCUGGUGCAAGGCGUUGUGCCCUUGAGACGUGUGGGAAAAAAAAAUUCGAUUUCUGCUUUUAGGCUUGGCUAAAUCUAUAUCAGGGUGUGAAAUUAAUUUUUUUUCUGAUAGCCACUUGGCUCCUUAAUUCUUCAAAGUGGUGGCUAAUUCAAAAAAAGUUGGUCGCCAUUUUCAAAGACAAACAAAAUCUUUCUUUAUGCUGUCAGUGUUCUAGAUAGACCCUCCAAAAUUAAGAUAGGGAAAAGAUCUUUAACGUGCUACAAAGUGGACACUAGGAUGGAUGAUAUACAACAUUAAAGCUCAUGAAAAGAUAGAGGGGCCGCAGCCAGGAUAAAACAUCUUAUGAAAUUUAAAAAACGAUCUCUGGCUAAAACUUUUAAAAAUACGAGCUUUCGGCUGUUUGCGCUACAGCCUUCAACGGGUAAAAUGAUAAAAAGGUAAAAAAUACUAGGUGUGAAGUACAAAGUAAAAAUUAAAAAUGCUGAUAACUAAGAAUGUUUGUUAAAAAGAAUGUUGUAUUGUCCGGGCAAAGGACAGGAAUUGUUGUCCGCAUUGGGAGUUAACUUGGAAUGCCACGCUUCUAGUAUUUUUCUUGUUCUGAAACCGCCUUUGUCAAUAAUAGAUGCAUUAUCAAAGUCUAUUGCGUGACUAUUGGCCCAGACGUGAUUGGCAAUUCUUGAGCCUUUUGCCGCGGUUUUCACAUUUCUGAGGUGUUCUUUCUUUCUUGUGUUGAAGGCCCUGCCAGUCUCACCAAUAUAACACCAUGAACAGUCACCACAAGGAAUUUUAUAAACAACAUUUGUUUGCGAUUCCAAUGAUGGUCGAAAUUUUGGGGCUGGGAACUGUUGUUGAAGGGUGAUGAGUGGUUUGUUCACCACUGUGAUGUCAUGUUUUUUGAGGACACGAGUCAGAGGUUCUGUUAUGCCUUUAAUGUAUGGAAGAGAGGCGAACGACUUGCGUGAUUAUGAUAAUAAACACAAGGCCAGCACAGCAGCAACUCUUCUACACAGAGCCCUAAAGCUACCCAACUCCUCCGAAGGAAAAAAAAGAGAACUUAACCGAGUUUAUUCAGCACUUGAAUCUAAUGGUUAUCCAUCGAAUUUCAUUAAAAACAUCCAGGCCAACAAAACCCGACGCUCAACAGUGUUGUCCCGAGAGGAACUUGUUGGAACAUUUUUCAAGAUGGUCGAGGCUACCGAAUCAUGCAAGUUUCAGAACAAGAAAAAUACUAGAAGCGUGGCAUUCCAAGUUAACUCCCAAUGCGGGCAACAAUUCCUGUCCUUUGCCCGGACAAUACAACAUUCUUUUUAACAAACAUUCUUAGUUAUCAGCAUUUUUAAUUUUUACUUUGUACUUCACACCUAGUAUUUUUUACCUUUUUAUCAUUUUACCCGUUGAAGGCUGUAGCGCAAACAGCCGAAAGCUUGUAUUUUUAAAAGUUUUAGCCAGAGAUCGUUUUUUAAAUUUCAUAAGAUUAAAGCUCAUCUAAAUCCAAGAUGGCGUCUAGGUAUCAAUCGAGAUGCAUGUGCUACGUUUUGGAAACAAACUUAAUGAGGAAGUUUGCCACAGAUUUAUCUUUGCAAAUCUUUUUAAUUCACUAUAUUUCUUGGUAAGGUUAUGAUGAAACAUUCUAGUCGCCAAUUUGGUGACUAACUUUCAGGAUUUGGUCACCAAAGUGAAAAAUUUAGUCGCAUUGGCGCCUGUAUUAGGCCCAAUUUCACGCCCUGUAUAUAUUAGUGUUGGCCACUGUACAUGUAUUAUCUAUGGCAUUAUAUGAAAUAGUUAUGCAACACUUUCUUGAAGUAAUAUUACCAUGGAAUAUUCCACUUGUAACUUAUAUUCCACUCUAAAGCAUUGCAUAGCUAGAAUGUAUUUUGAACUUUUCCUCUUAUGUUGAAGGGGUAUUUAAUGGCAUCAUGGUAAUUUCAUGGUAAAAGAAACAGAAUGCUGCUGAGUGGGUAUUUUUUUCUUUUAAUAUUGGUUGAAAGGUACACAUUUACCCUUUUUUCUUUGUAGGGAGAGACUGAUGAUGAGGCUGAAUUGCAGUUUAAAAACCUACUGUCAUCAUCUGAGGAUGACGAUAUUAUCACUGAUGAGAGCAACACUAUGCAGAGUAAUAAUUUAUCAGUAUUGAGCAACACAUCUAUCAGUCUUAUAAUUAUUUUUGUCAUGACAUGGAAAGUAAUGCACAACUUGUCAGAUGCUGCAGUGAAUGUUCUGUUCUGUUUUCUGAAGAGACUACUGGAUCUAAUGGCUAGAAUGAUUCAUUGCAAAGCACUAAAACAAAUAUCAAACCUGCUUCCCCAAUCCCUCUUUAUGAUUAGAAAGUAUUUGGGAAUCAAUCGAGAUGAUAUUGAGAAACUCAUUGUUUGCCCAAAAUGCUCUUCAUGUUACAAAUCUGAGGACUGUGUACGAACUCUGUCAAAUGGAUGAAAGAAGGGUGAACGUUGCAGCUUUGUGGAGUUUCCCCAUCAUCCACAUAGAAGCCAAAGAAGGCCAAGUGGAGCAGCACUUUUCAAAACUGUGCACUCCAAACACAGAGAACUGAUUUUAAAAGCAAAAAGAGUCUUUUGCUACUGUUCUGUUAAGAAAACCCUGCAGGAAUUCCUAAAGCUUCCUGGAUUUUCUGAGAAAUGUGAGCAAUACAAAAAGCGUCCUCAAGAUCCUAACUUCCUUGGAGACAUUUAUGAUGGAAGAGUCUGGAAGAAUUUCAAGAGUGCAGAAGGAAAGCUCUUCUUUGAUGCCCCAAAUACUCCAACUGAAUAUAGAGAAAGUAUGA